AUGGCCACCCGUCGUAUCCCUUCACGCGCCAAAACGACACCCAUUGAGACCCUUCACAGCCUCCUGACCGUGCAGGAAGCGGAUACUGCAUUCAGAAGCCGGCCUGUAACCAAUUUCCUGCUCAAUUAUGAUGAGCUACCUGCCUGGCGACAAGAUAACCAUUUCAUCUUAACCCAUUACCGUCCGACAUCGAAUUCGGUCUUCACAUCUUUCCAGAGUCUAUUUCAAUUGCAUAACGAGUCUGUCAAUAUCCACUCUCACCUUUCCGCUGCUUGGAUUUUUUUCUUCAUCGCCCUGUCUCUUUAUGCUUUCGAACGACACGCAGUUACAUUGGCCGAUACCAUAGCCUUCUUAUUCUUCUUUUCCGGUGCUGUCACAUGCUUAGGCAUAAGUGCUACCUACCACACGGUAUCGAAUCAUUCACCAAAGAUCAAUCAAUGGGGAAAUCAAAUCGAUUACCUGGGCAUCGUCAUUCUCAUUUCUGGAAGUUUCGUGCCGAGCGUAUAUUAUGGCUUCUAUUGUGAGCCAAUGCUGCAAAGAUUCUACUGGGGCAUGAUCUCUACAAUCGGCAUCGCCUGCGCUGUUGUAUCCCUGAACCCAAAAUUCCGCUCCCCUCUUUGGCGAUCAUUUCGAGCAGGCAUGUUUCUCGGUUUCGGUCUCUCCGCCAUCUUCCCAGUCUUGCAUGGAGUGUAUAUGUAUGGACUUGAGCAGAUGAGAUAUUCGAUUGGUCUUGAUUGGGUCCUGUUGCAAGGUUUCCUCUACAUCUUAGGAGCCGCCAUUUAUGCUGUGUGUUUUCGCUCCUCAAAUCUCCGUGUCUGCACUGAAAGGCUGAUCCAAGAUACAAGGCACGUGUACCUGAGAGGUUCCAGCCUGGGAGAUAUGAUAUCUGGGGGAGCUCCCAUCAAAUAUUCCAGUAAGACGCAUUUCUGA
Letharia lupina is the source of this 930-nucleotide messenger RNA. RefSeq lists its product as uncharacterized. Gene Ontology annotation, molecular function: signaling receptor activity. Bases 1 to 930 code for a protein of 309 amino acids. The record is from RefSeq and is a predicted model, not a curated record. NCBI's taxonomy places the organism in Eukaryota, Fungi, Ascomycota, Lecanoromycetes, Lecanorales, Parmeliaceae. The transcript has 3 exons. Gene Ontology annotation, cellular component: membrane.